GGAGGUUUGGAGUUCCCAUUCGUGGAGGUAUUCAAGGAAUGACUGGAUGUGGCACCCAGUGCUCUGGUCUGGGAGACAAGGUGGGGAUCGGUCACAGGUUAGGCUCAAUGGUCUUGGAGGUCUUUUACAACCUGAGUGACUCUGGAAUUCUGCUGCACAGCUCCCAGAGGUGCCACUGCAGACACUGUUCUCAGAGAACUGGGACAUGCUGGUUCCUACCACCUCCAAGGCAAGAGAACUUUUGAAAAGGAUCGGAGGUUUUCUCUAAAUGCUUGGUGUUCAGAAUUCAAUAGAGUAUUUUGUUCUCAUGAGAGCUAACCCAGGACAUCAGAAGAUGCAACAUGCUGGUACAAGCAUCUGGUAUCUGCUCGUGGCUAUCAGGGGGGUUAGUUCCCUUGGCUAUUUUGUGAAAUAGAAAGUGAAGUGGGAAGACUUAAAAAUUGCAAUAUGUGUCUCUUUUGGGUGAUUGUGUGCUGUGAGAAUAGGGCAGGAUCUUUAAAGAGACCUCAGCACUGGGUAUGUACACUUGCAAACUAUAUAUAACCAUUUCUUCUUACCAGAGAAUCAAAAGGAAAAAAAAAGGUUUGAGAAAGGCAGAGUAGGUGCCUCAGCUAUUUUACUUCUUCCCUGUAUGCAGGUAAAUGGUCAAGCUCUCCCUGAGCCCUCUGUUUGCUUAACAACUAAAAAGAAAGCACUUCAUGUCACUCCAAAGAGUAAAUAUCUGAAGUUAUGGAUUAACUAAGUUCCAGCAGAGCUCAUGGAGGAGGAACAGAUCACGCUGAUUCCCACUGAAUAAAGUAGUAAGUGCUUCAAAAGUAUGGUGACUUCUGCUGCAGGAUGUGGAAGCUCCUCACCGUAGGGCUGCUGCUGGCUGCCUGCUCUUCACGGAGCUGCGGCACCUCAAUAUUUUACAACAGUAAAGAGGCAAAUCAAGUCCUGAGACUCCAGAAGCGGGCAAACACUUUCUUGGAGGAGCUUAAGCCAGGCUCUUUGGAGCGUGAGUGUGUUGAAGAGCACUGUGACUUUGAGGAGGCCAGUGAGAUAUUUGAAACCAAGGAAGCAACACUAGAUUUUUGGAGCAAGUAUGUAGAUGGAGAUCAGUGUGAGAAACAACCUUGUUCCAACGGGAUCUGCAAGGACAAUAUUGGAAAAUUUUCCUGCAUCUGUAACAAAGGCUGGGAGGGCGUUUUGUGCAGUUAUGAGGCCAAAUACAGCAACUGUUCCUUGGAUAACGGGGGCUGUGAACAUUUCUGCAGGGAGGACCCUGCCGAGCAGCAGCGCUUGUGCAGCUGUGCAUCGGGGUAUCAGCUCAGGGAUGACCACACCACCUGUGAGCCUGUAGUGGAGUUCCCCUGUGGAAGAGUGAAGUCGGACUACAUUGAAGCCAAAGCAGACUUCAAUAUUCGGCUCAUUGAUGGAACAGUUGGAAGAAGGGGAGGCAGCCCUUGGCAGAUUAUGCUGCAAAAUACCGAAGGGAUGUUUCUGUGUGGGGGUGUUCUCAUCCAUCCAGCUUGGGUCCUAACAGCAGCACACUGCCUUGAGGAACACAAGAGGUUCAGAAUUAAACUUGGUAAAUUCCGUUUCCGUUCUGAGGCAGACGAGCAAACCAUUUGGGUUGAUAAAUGGGUGAUCCAUGAAAAUUACACCAAGAAGACCUCAGAUAAUGACAUAGCCAUGCUGCACUUGGCGGAGCACGUGAUGUAUUACAAAUACGCGCUGCCAAUCUGCCUUCCCACCCGCAACCUGGCAGAGCAGGAGCUGAUGAGGAGUGGGAAGCAGGUGGUGGUGACGGGCUGGGGCAGCAAGAGCGAGCACAACAACAGCUACGCUGCUUUCCUCAGGUACAUCGAAAUCCCCAUCGUGCCCCGCAACGAGUGCGCCCAGGUGAUGAGCUCCCACAUCUCUGACAACAUGCUGUGUGCUGGGAGCCUGGGAGACAGGAAAGAUUCCUGCAGGGGGGACAGCGGAGGCCCGAUGUUCACUAGAUACAAGGAUACUUGGUUUUUGGUAGGACUGGUGAGCUGGGGUGAAGGCUGUGGAAGAAGGGGGAAAUUUGGAGUCUACACCAAAGUUAGUCAGUACCUGGAGUGGAUUCAUCACCACAUAGAUAUGUCAGCUCCUUUGAAGGGUUGAUUCUGAUCCAGAGUCUGAAAUGUGGCUCUGUGCUAGUGACAGUAUGCAAUAUAAUGUACUGACAGAUCUUCAGUAUUAAAUAUUAUGUGUUAACCUUGUGUGCUGUCUUCAUUGUUAUCUAUUUUUUCCUCGUUUUUUUUUUUCCUCCUUCUCAUUAGUUUGUUGCAGGUUAUGUUGUUUAUUUGUGGUAUGGUCCUACUUUGGCCUUACAGGCAAGAAAAUAUCCUGUUAGCUGAGAUGCUGUACAUAUAGCACUGUAGAAAAUAAGGUUGUCCAUGGUCAGACAACUCAUCUUUGAAAUAAAAAUGGCAAUUGUG
Sturnus vulgaris (Common starling) is the source of this 2450-nucleotide messenger RNA. The record is from RefSeq and is a predicted model, not a curated record. NCBI's taxonomy places the organism in Eukaryota, Metazoa, Chordata, Aves, Passeriformes, Sturnidae.